Messenger RNA from Meleagris gallopavo (turkey), 5699 nucleotides. The record is from RefSeq and is a predicted model, not a curated record. NCBI's taxonomy places the organism in Eukaryota, Metazoa, Chordata, Aves, Galliformes, Phasianidae.
UAGACAUAUAGUUUUCUACUGAUUUUCCAAAAAAGUUCGUAGAGCAGGAGAAAACAUGGCUGAUGUUUGAAUAUAACCCUUACUAGAUGGCAGAAAACCUACAUGCGACCGAGACAUAGAUCUGCAAGAAAUCCAGUUCUGUUGGUUUGCUGUUUGGGGAACUGACUUCCGACAGAAAGCUGAGAUUCUUGUACAGGCAGCAGGGGGGCAAGCACAGUGUUGGUACCAGCAUGCUGUGAGUUAAUGCUAUACUGGUACGUGGUGGUUACAGGUCUCAGUGCAAAGCUUUUGCCAUCCUCCAAAAGCCUCCUGUGUGAUGCAGUAUAUUGGGAACCAUGCUUUUUCAGCAGCCUGGUUUACUCCCAGUCUACACCAAGUGAUGGAGCCUUUUGUUGCUGUUUGUUCUUUUCUUCUUCUCUCCAAUUAAUUUCUUAUCUAGUCUUCUUUACUGCUGCUGAUAGCAGAACAUGGGCAUGCCUUGGUUACUGUGUCUGGGUGGAUGGGAAAUCCAGAAGUAGGAAGGGUUUGUAACUCCUUUUUCCAGAAAAAAUACCCUCCCCAGCCUGAUCUCAACAGCUGAUAUUCUUCAAGUGGAAUCACCAGCAGCAACACGCAUUUUCAAGGGCCUUGCCAACUGGAUGUAGCUACAUUCUGUGCUUGUAUUCUAUUAGGUGAAGCGUGUUGGGCUGAUUGAGUUCUUGGCUUCUAGAGGGCUUUGUACAUGAGGGUGAGCUGUCUUCCCAAGAGGUGACAUUGUUGAGGUGCCCUGAGCUCUGCAGCAGUCUGCAGAUGACAAGGACGGGUCGCAGCCAGAAGGAUGGGGCUGCCCCAGCCUUGGGCAGUCACCCUUACCAUCAUCUCACAGCCGCAGCUGAGCCACGGUGGAGGGUGAACCUGGACUGUGGUGAGUGAAUGCACCAGGAUGGAGAUUUGCAUCCAAAUCUGUGACAGCUCUGUUCAGGAGCUGUUUCUUGCGCUAACAGGGGGAAGGCAUGAGAACAUCUCUUUUCCUUGGCUCUCUACAGCAAUUCUGCAAAGGGGCUGAGUAAGGAGCAGAGCUGUAGGGAGCACAGACAAGAUUCUCUCUGCCCAGUGAGGGAUGCCUGGGCAGUUCUGCUCUGUGAGUCCAGGCUCGUGUUUUUCCAUGGUCACAGGCAAUUUGUCUGGACUGUAAACACAGCCGUUUGCCUGCUCCAAUCUGUUUGCCCUGGCUAUGUCCAGUUUUGAAAAUUAGAUAACGUCAGAGCAGAAGGGAAGGUUUCUAUUUCUGUCUUCUGGUAUCCGUAUCCCAGCACAUCCCUGCUGCCACAGAAGCCUUCCAGCCAACACUAUGACAGGGAAAGAGGUUUCUCUUCCCAAUAAUUUUGUUGGCUUCCCUGCGGAAGGAAAGCUGUUUCUUGCACUUUCUAAACUCUGAUUGCUGGUGAUUUCUUUGAACAUCACUGCUGGGUUCAAAUAUUGAGGACCAGAGCAAAAAAAAUCACGUACAGUUGCUUAACUAACCAAACAUUUUCCUUUCUCUCCCGUCAUGGCAGCAGAAUUUUUUGAUGAUUAUUCAGAGGGGCGAGAAUGUGUCAACUGUGGGGCCAUGUCCACCCCGCUCUGGAGGAGAGAUGGCACAGGGCACUACCUCUGCAACGCCUGUGGGCUCUACCACAAGAUGAACGGCAUCAACCGGCCCUUGUUCAAACCUCAGAGGAGGCUGUCGGCUUCCCGUCGCGUUGGCCUCUCUUGUGCCAACUGCCACACGACCACAACCACACUCUGGCGCAGAAACGCGGAGGGAGAGCCCGUCUGUAACGCCUGUGGGCUCUACAUGAAGCUCCAUGGGGUUCCAAGGCCGUUAGCAAUGAGAAAAGAGGGCAUUCAGACAAGGAAGCGUAAGCCGAAGAACCUUAACAAAACAAAGACGCCAGCAGGUCCAUCCAGCAGUGAGAGUCUUACCCCGACCACGAGCUCCACGAGUAGCAGCAGCAGUGCCACGACCACUGAGGAAAUGCGCCCCAUAAAAACAGAACCAGGGCUCUCAUCUCAUUAUGGGCACCCCAGCCCAAUUUCUCAGGCAUUCUCGGUCUCUGCCAUGUCUGGACAUGGAUCUUCAAUUCAUCCGGCAAUUUCAGCCCUGAAGCUUUCCCCGCAGGCUUACCAGUCAGCCAUCAGCCAGUCUCCACAAACCAGCUCCAAACAGGACUCCUGGAACAGCCUGGUCUUAGCUGAAAACCAUGGGGACAUCAUAACUGCAUAAACUGGUCUUCCACCCAUAGACUUGAGGCUGAUCCACUGGAGAGAUGAAGAAGAUGCCACGUAAUAAUCACGUCAAUGUUGUUUCCCUCCUCCCCUGCUCUCCUGCCAUGGUGAGAUGUUCCAACAAAGAGGUAAAGAGGACUUACGUGAAGUGUAGGAGAGCUCUUACAAAACAAACCAAGAAGACUCAAAUCUCAAAGUAACUAAUGGAUUUGAAACCUUUUUCCUCCCUUCAAACAAGUUUCCUUUUAUUCGAUUGCCACCACCUUCUAAGAAAUAGCCAGAAACACAAAAAUGAACAUAUUUUUUGUGGGGGGUUGUCUAUUUAAAAACAUUUGCCAUUUGAGACUUAGACAAUGGUGGCACAAAAAAAAUCUUUUUCUCCUGUCACCAUCCAUUUGUUUCCUGACCAGAGGGAAUGCCAUCAUCAUUACCCCAUUUCAGUGAUCUUCCACCAAAUGGAGCCAGUUUCAGAACAGUUUGUUGAACAGACACGCUGUGGUGGCUUUAGUGGAUUUGAUAUGAUCUAGGGCAGAGAAAAAAAAGAGACCCACGUCCUCAUCCUCAGCUCAUGCAUCUAGAGCAUUGCCUUCAUUUCCCUAGAUGGUCUGAAAAUCUAAUGAAUGUCUGUAUUUAAUAGUAACUCCUUUCCUAUUUAUCACUACAAAAUCAUGGGACUGUGUUUCUAAAAGAUGGUUGGCUGAGCCUGGAGAAAGUCUGUCUGAAGUCAAAAGGGGAUUUUGGAAGGAGAAACUUUCUGGAAGCGGGUAGAGGAAACCCACCUUGAUCAUCAAAUCCUGGAGGAAACUAUUGGGCUUUUCCCUUACAAAUAGCUACAAGCCAGGCUUAGAGAUUAUUGUAGAGCACAGCAAGUGAAAAGUUGCUCUUUAACGCUGCUGUGCUCUUGCUUUUGAGACAGUUAAUUUAAUUAUUUUGCAUACUUUUCCAUUGUCUUCAUUGUCAUUGAUGAAAUCUGACUGUCAUUUAUUUCUCAUUGUACUCUGAGUGCCCACUGUUCCCCUAGAAGCUGGCUCAUGACCAUUUUCCAUGUCUUAAGGAUUUCACCUUUCACAACAAGACAAGUCCUCAGCCUCUAAUGGAUGCAGGCAGGGGCCAUCUUCUUUACUAAGCAUGUGCAUAGACUUGCUUGCCUGCAAGAGAAGCUUAACUCCAUUCAUACACAAGUAUUAAACAAAACUCAUGUGUUUGCCUAACCAUAAGCCUUUUAGCAACCAGAAAAUUCUGGAAAAUUGAGUUGGAAGUGAUGCCAAGAGGCCACAGACUCAUUCCCUUGUCCAAAAGGGAUCAGUUCUACCUAACCUACCUUUAGUUGCUCUUUGUCUAACAUGUGCCUAACAAAAUUCAGCAAUGCAUACGCUACAGCUCCUCUGUGCAGUCUAAAUGCUUCCACUGAUGCUUGCCAGCAUGUUUCCAUCAGCGUUUCCAAGGAGGGACAGCUUUGCCUGUACAGGUGGAGAAUUUCUGGGACACCUCAUCCUACAAGAUUCUCCAGUCUUGUUUCUGUCUGCUCCCAGACUCCAUUACCCUUCUGCUUGCCCUCCCAGCUCCUUCUUUUCCUCCCUGCAUCCAGAACUUGACUAUGGAACUGCCAGGUGAUACCAGAAGAGGGAUGGUGCAUCCCCACAAAAUAUGCUGAAGGAUGUAAGGUGCCACCCUCCAUCUUACACUCACACUUCUCCAUUGCCACAAAGAGUGUUUCUGACAAAAUACCAAGAUACGUGGCUUGGUGAAGAGGAAAGCCACAAACAUGGUUGAAGCAAAACCACGACCUUGUAUUAUCCGUGUUUGAACUCUCUAUUUUCCUCCUGAUGGUUGAAAAGUUUCUUUAAGGAGAAGGAUUCAACUGGACUGGUUGUGACAGAGAGUUGAAAUGGAGCACAGUAGAGAGCUGGACCCCUCCACAACCCCUGUGCUCUGCUCAGUAACUCAGAUUUGCAGGGGUUUGUAGAGGUGACAGAGACUCUGCACUACCUGGAGAAAGACACCAUGGCAGUGAUGCCAUGUCUGGAUGGUGUUUGCACCUUGAGGCUCCUCACUGAGCUUCCCCAUAAGAAGUGUGGUCUUCCCAUUGACAAGGAGUGCCUUUCAGCUGGCUUAUGGGAAUGAAACUCCUGAUCUGGGAAGUUUUUCCAUCUGCCACUUGCAAGAUAACCACAGAAUUUGCACUCUGUCCUUCAGAGCUAAUGUAAGGUCUAACCUCAUUAGUUUAUUAACUACAGACAAGGAAGAGCCGUUCAACGAAUAAAACAUUACCAUGAAAUCCUGUGAUUCUGUGGAAGCCCAGCAGCCUGCAGAGAAGAGGCCAGAAAUAGCACCUAAGAACAUGAAUUUGGGGUGAAAGAAAAAACAAAGGUGUUUCUCCAAGAGCACACAGGUCAUUAGUCAGCCUCCUCCUUGUACUGCAUUGCUUUGCACUCGGCAGCCAAGAUCUCUUGGGAUGCAGCUGUCAUCUUGUCUGUGACAGAGAAGAACACACCCCAGAGAUGCCUCUUGGCUUCUGCACACAUUUCAGAUGCCUAAAACUACCCUGGACAGCCUGAGGAAGAGGGAAGCAGGCAGCCUCCUAGAGAGGAACAAAGGUCCAGAUCAAAAGCACAGCAUUUCUCCCUCUGUGCUUAUGCUCCCAAAGGCUUUUUCUGCCUUGCCCUUUUACUGUGCUCCUUGUAUUGCCCUCAAAGCCAAAAUUCUUGGCUGAAGUUCUCUCCUGCCCUUAAAACACACUCCUAAGUGCCAUAAAGGAAUCUGUUUGCAACGCCAAGCAGAAAAACCUACGAGACAUAAGUCUGGUGGUUCCCUGGCUCACAUUCUCUUAGGUUACCUAAAUGACAGAGUUUGACUAACUGGUUUUCUGCUCCCCACAGAGCCUUAAAAAUUGGACACUGAAACUCAGUGAGGAGCAUUUAGAGGGACCCUGAUAACAAGAUGUCUGCUUUCACGAGGCUCUCGGCCCUUUCAUAGUAGAAAUGAGCUCUUUUGUCAUUCCUUUUACAAGUAGUUGAAGUUCAGGUGUGCCUCACAUUGCCAACAGAACAUGCCAACACCAGAAGUGAUGCAUGAAGGGAUACUUACAAGAUGUGAGAAUGACAGUCCUAACAAGAGGUUCAGCUCAACCUAGCUGAGGGGCGACCCUGAAAAUUUGGGGUUACAUUUGAGCUUUGCUUUCCUUCAAGUGAUAGGAGAGGCACAGAGAACCCGCUUUGUUAAUGAAAUAAAAUACAAUUAUCAGAGACUUAAUAUAGCAAAACAAUUGCCGCUAUUAUUAUUGCUAUAAUUUAUUCCAUUGCAGCAUGUCUGGAAGUCCAGCUGAGGACCACCAGCCAGAUAACUUCCAGAGGUCCCUUCUAGCAUCAGCCACAUACAAUGAUAGGCCUGAAUUUGUGUAUUUGUACACCAAAAAAAAGUACACAGCUGAGAACCAUCUCUUCCCUGAAGAG